UCAUGGACGAGCCUGGGACAUGGCUGUGCGACACACACUGCUCCUGUCUCUGGUUUUACUCUUACACCACACGGUCCGUGCGGCCAGCGCAGGGAGGAAAGGAAACAACGAGAAAUGCGGCUCCAAGGGAAUCCAGUCUAGUUCGGACGAAACCGGACGCAAACUUGUCACCUACCGGAAUGACAACUGCUCUCUGAACUGGAACCCGUGGGGGAAACAUGCCAUCCACGAAGUGAACAACAUCAGCUUCACUCAUUUGUCCUGUGAUAACCAGGCUGCCGUGAUGGUCCACUGGAUGCCAAGUCCCCUCGGUAUUGAGCAUGUAAAGGGAUUUCGUAUUUACCUCGAGGACAAGAAUCCAGAGGGGAAACAGUGCCAGCACAUGAUCCUCAAGGACCCGCGACAGCUCAAUUUCUCCUUCAAGAAUGUCAAGCUGAGCUCACAACCGUUCGUUGGUUUGGCCUUCGAGACGGACUACAUGGUCCGGAUAGUUCCAUUUCCUACUUUCAUGAACGACAGCUUCUUCCCCCCUUCCUUCCUGCACACUAACAGUUGCGAAGUGCUUCUUGGCCCGGAUAACCUCGUCUGCAAGCCAUUCUGGAAGCCCAAGACGCUGAACGUCUCGCAGCUCGGCUCCAACCUGCAUGUCGUUUUCGAUCAUGCUCCUCCCACUUUUGGCUUCAACACCUACUACCUGUACUACAAGCUUCGACAGGAGAGCCACUUCAAGCUCAAACGCUGCAAACCGGAGCUGAAUGGCCCUAAAACAACCUGCGUUCUGCAAGAUGUUGCUCCGGGAACAUACGUGAUUGAGCUCCGUGAUGACCAGAAUAACACCAGGAGACAGGCUCAGUAUCAUGUAAGCCAAGUGCACUCUCCGUGGGCUGGACCCAUCCGUGCCAUGGCCAUCACGGUGCCUCUGGUCAUAAUGUCCGCCUUUGCCACUCUCUUUACAGUCAUGUGCCGCAAGAAACAGCAAGAGAACAUCUACUCCCACCUGGACGAAGAAAUCUCCGAGACGUCCUCGCACACCACCGCUUUGAGCACAGAGAGACCGUGGCCUCGGCCCAAAGUCUUCAUCUGCUACUCCACUAAAGACUGCCCCAAACAUCUCACGGUCAUCCAGAGCUUCGCCUUCUUCCUGCAGGACUUCUGCGGCUGUUCGGUUGUUCUGGAUCUGUGGGAGCAUCUGGAAAUCUGUAAGGAAGGUCAGAUGUCAUGGUUGAGCCGGCACAUAGACGAGGCUCACUUCCUCAUCACUAUUUGCUCCAAAGGAUUUAAAUACUUCGUAGAGAAAAAGCACCGCAAAGGCAAGGCCACGUCGAAGGAAAAAAACAAAGAGCUGGCUAUACCAGACCUGAGCAGCAACGACCUCUUUGUCGUAGCCGCCGCCAUGAUCAGCGAGAAGCUGCGCGAGGCUCAGCAGGGCUCGGGUGACCUCUCGCGCUUCAUGGCCGUGUACUUCGACUACUCGCGUGACAGCGACGUGCCCGCCUCGCUUUCUCUAGCACCCCGCUUCAAGCUGAUGGACCAGCUGCCUGAGCUGCUGGCGCGGCUGCACUCGCGUCAGCUCGGCAUCCCCGCCGUCAGCAAACGCAACUAUUUCCGCAGCAAGGCGGGCCGCUCGCUUUACGUCGCCAUCUGCAACAUGCACCAGCACAUCAGCCAUGAACCCGACUGGUUUGAGCGGCAGCUCAUGCCUCCUGUUUCCGCUCCCAUCCCACACAAGCGCGAGAAACCCGACUCGGGGCUCGUGCUCAACGAAGUGGUUCUGAAACGGCCUUUGGAGAACGAGCUUCCCGGCAUGAACAUUCUCAUCCCGCCCACGAUGCCAAAUCCAGGCACUUUCAUGCUCUCCAGCGUGGCAUCGGGUUCAGCACAGGAGGAAAUGGGGGAAAGUUCCUCACAGUCAUCAUCAGGUCAGGAGGCAGGUGCGUUACCAAGUACCCUAUGCCAUAGAGACGGCUCAGCGAGCCCUUCAGAAAUGCCCAGAGACUCUGGAAUCUAUGAUUCAUCAGUGCCAUCUUCAGAGCUGUCAAUCCCACUGAUGGAGGGACUUUCACCAGACCUGGCGGACUCGUCUUCCUUGACAGAAAGCGUGUCGUCUUCCUCGGGUUUAGGUGAUGAGGAACCGCCUGCUGUUAGCUCGCUACAUUGCACCACACCCACUAUCUGUAAGGCAGAGCUUCAUCACAUUGUGGAGCCGUGUGAAGGACUUGUAGCACCAGGCUCCCCCUAGUGGCGGUUUUCCUUGCUGCGCAUCGCCACUUUACUGCAUCGUUUAUCACAUGACUCAUCACAAGCCUUAAUUCCUGCGUGUCCCACGUAGACAUGAAGAAGCCUGUGGUUUUCUUCAUGGAAACAUCAGGAGACGUCGGGACGGGUACGCCGUCUAACCAAAGCAGCUGCGAACUCUCGAGUCCAGCCUUUUUCGUUAGCAUGAAGCAUUAGAGUAGGUUGAACAGAAAGCGGGGUUUUAUCAGAACAAUCACGUAACCAAGUGCUCUAUACCACAUCAUCAGGCGGAGUUUACAGCACAGGAGCAUGUGCGGACAACCAUAUUGUCAAUUUGGAACUUGGCAAACUUUUAUAAAACAUUUUAUUUAUUGAUUGUGUAUUAACUUUUAUCAUGGUUUCUUAGUAGACUUCACAAAUAUUUUAAUUACUUUUGGUCAGUUUUGGUCUUUCUCUGUUUUUUUAAACUAAAAGUUAAUUGCAUUCAUGCAUACAUUGCAUUCACCUACCAUUUGAGUUUCAGAACAAAAGUUGUUCAUUAAUCAGCAUUAAUUAAUGAAUUAAUUGAUGAUAAAGGAAAAAUGAAAUAACUGACAAGAUUCCGAUUUGUCAAUUUGCAGAAUGUUUAUUUUUGUACAGCUUUUAUUUAGAAUGAUAG
Molecule: messenger RNA, 2893 nt
Organism: Clarias gariepinus (North African catfish)
Lineage: Eukaryota; Metazoa; Chordata; Actinopteri; Siluriformes; Clariidae
Gene: il17rd
Product: interleukin 17 receptor D
Exons: 13
Coding region: 20-2239 (739 amino acids)
Molecular function (GO): interleukin-17 receptor activity
Source: RefSeq, a predicted model, not a curated record